Messenger RNA from Wallemia ichthyophaga EXF-994, 879 nucleotides. RefSeq lists its product as uncharacterized. The coding region runs from base 1 to 879 and encodes 292 amino acids. Lineage: Eukaryota; Fungi; Basidiomycota; Wallemiomycetes; Wallemiales; Wallemiaceae. The transcript has 2 exons. The record is from RefSeq and is a predicted model, not a curated record.
AUGAGAACCGACUUUCGUAUUUCUGGUGAUGCUUCCUUCAAGGGGGGGAUUAGUGAGUAUGAUUUGACGAUUAUCUCACCUACUGCCAGCGCCAAGACAUCGGCGACGGACCUGGAUGGGUUACAGUUUGCGGACAGGUACAGGGCGGAGCUCAGCUUUUAUGAGCGAGAAAAGUACAAUCGGUACCAAGGUAAGACGGAUACACCGUUUGUGCCAUUGUUGAUCACUGCCGGUGGUUAUCUUACGGAUACUUCGCGCGAUGUCUUCAAGAAAUCACUUACUCUUUCUGAUACAGAAGUGUCAUACGCCUUGCACAUCAGAACCCUUUGUCCAGGAUCAAGCCCACGAUGCAUCAAGUGUGGGGGCGAGAAUGGCUUAGGGCAUGACGAUCUUUGCCAGCAACGUGAGAAUGUGCGCUUAGGUCGCCACGAAUACAUCAAGAAAGUUCUCGUGAAGGCUUUAACAACGGCUCCCAACUCUAAACUCAACACUGAGCCUGUUGUUAAAGGGACUUCUAUGAGAACCGACUUUCGUAUUUCUGGUGAUGCUUCCUUCAAGGGGGGGAUUAGUGAGUAUGAUUUGACGAUUAUCUCACCUACUGCCAGCGCCAAGACAUCGGCGACGGACCUGGAUGGGUUACAGUUUGCGGACAGGUACAGGGCGGAGCUCAGCUUUUAUGAGCGAGAAAAGUACAAUCGGUACCAAGGUAAGACGGAUACACCGUUUGUGCCAUUGUUGAUCACUGCCGGUGGUUAUCUUACGGAUACUUCGCGCGAUGUCUUCAAGAAGUGGCGUCAGGUAGUUCCGCACUUUGAGAUGCUAUCUCGAACUAUCUCACUCGGGCUUAUUCGUGCUAGGGCAGCCUAUUUCGAAUUCUAG